Penicillium cosmopolitanum is the source of this 1296-nucleotide messenger RNA. RefSeq lists its product as uncharacterized. Lineage: Eukaryota; Fungi; Ascomycota; Eurotiomycetes; Eurotiales; Aspergillaceae. The transcript is spliced from 2 exons. The record is from RefSeq and is a predicted model, not a curated record. The coding region runs from base 1 to 1296 and encodes 431 amino acids.
AUGUCCACGUUAAUCCCGUUUCGCGACAAACGCCUACCACCCAUGCCAGCAACAGCUACAGCUUCGAUUGAAGGUCUGUUGGCUGGUUUGGCUCAACAGCAAUCAGAUGACACGUCUGAUGGAAGCUUCACUCCUACCUCUUCGAGAGUCGGUCGGUCUCGGUCACCCUCCACUAUACCGGCUAGACAGCCGGUGCCCAAGAAGAUCGGACUCAAGGCUGCUCGGCAAGGUAUUUUCCAGUCCAUCUAUGACCUUCUAAAGCUACGAGAAGAGGAGCGGGAGAUCCUAUCUUCCCAGACAGACGAGAGAGAUAAUGCUCUUCAUGAAAUCCAGGGAUUCACCACUCGAAGGAGUGGCUUGGAAGAAUCAAUCUCCAACAUUCAUAACAAUCGAGACAAUCAACGAGCUAAACACCUACAAGAAGAGGCCCGAACCCUCGAAACUGACAUUCACGAAUUGGAAACCAGACUGUAUGAGAUGAAAGCUCGACAUCGGCAUAUCGUCGGCCAGAUUUCCCAUAUUGAGAAUUCCGUCGAGGCUAAACUAUCCUCUUACACCGAAUCCCUAUCUAUCCUCCAGAAAGAUGUCCAAACUUAUCUCCGCGAUCCUCCCGUCCAACCUCUCUCGCAGCGCAAUAAUGGCCAAGCUACAUUCUACACUCUGAACCCCAAACGUCGGACUCUUGAGAUGGCUCAGGAGCACUGGAAGUCAGAGCAGGAGAACAUCCGUGGGAGACAGGAUGAAGUAGAGGCGGAGAUCAUGGCUCUAGAAGAAGGCGGCGGGGUCUGGAAACAGGCCAUCGCUGACAUUUCCAAUUUUGAGAAAAAUCUCAGAGCCAGCAUGCGGCAAUAUAUACAACUGGAUACAGGCUCUCAUGAUGGAAGCGCUACGGAGUCGAAAGCAGAAGUUGCUGCGGGUGUGGCCAACGAUUUGGAUAAGGUCACCCAGGCGCUCGAGGCUCACUUAGAACUCUCCGAAAGCAAAGAUUGGAAAUUACUUGUUUGUUGCCUUUCAGCAGAGUUGGAGGCUCUCCGAUCAGCGCACGAACUACUUCUUCCAGCUUUUGGCCUGUCUGUCCCCGAGGAGAAAGGCAAGCAAGCUUCGUCACCAUCUCCAGAUGGGGAAUCGGCUAGCAAGUCUGUAGAUACGCAAGAGGAGACCUCGGAGUAUGAGAAUGACCUCGAGCCCCCCGAUGAUCUCCUGAAAGAUGCCGAUCAUGAAGCCAACCAUACGGAUGCCGCAUCACGGUCUGAAGAUGAUGAACCGGAUCCAGCUUGGUUACUGCCGGAGUCUUGA